GGCCUCGGCCUCGGCCUCGGCCCCAGCAUCCACGUCAGACGAGCAGGCGGCGGCGUUUCCCCCUCUGCCCGGGGAUUCGCGUCGAAGCCGGCGACACUUUCUGCCCUCGAAGUUCCUCUCGCCCUCCAGCUCCUCGGAUGUGGUGACGGCCACGCGCUUUUCGGCCAUCUGGCGACACAAACGCGGGCGUCUGGCCAUGCGCGACCGCCAGAUCGAGGAAAAUCAAGCUCUGCAGCCCGGGGCCAUGACCGAGUUCCCGUCACGGCGUCUGAACGAAUGGAAUGGCCGCUUCCCGGAGUCCGGGUCCCUGCUGGCCGACACCCGAGCAGCGUUGUCCUUUUCAUUCUCGCUCUGUUCGUUGCAGGACUAUGCCCUGGCGGCCGAGCGUGCAGAGGGCGCGGCAUCGACUCCAGCGUCCGCGGCCGCCGCUGCGCCCGGUGACCUGGAUGCAGAUCAUGUCUCCCCACCGGCGCUUGCUCAAUAUUGCCGAGUCUCGCUUUUGCGCGAUGCCCGUGUGGCCAAGUACUUUGCGGCUCUGAUGUCUGGAUGUCCCAGGCGGCGGCGGACUGCGGCCGCUUGCCUUUCAGCCGACGACUGGACGCACAUUUAUCGUUCCCUCCGACAGGUGGCCCGCUCGGUUCUCCCAGGAGCCACCAUUGGCCAGGGUCUGUUGCUGGAAUUGGCGCAAGAGCACAACCCGACGGUCGCCUGCUACCAGGUGGCCCUUGGCGGCGGGAGCAACACGGCCAGCGCCAACUGGCCGGCCAAGUCUACGGCUGAACAGCCAGCCCCCUUCGGCGUAUUCUCGCCUCCAACGGGGCGGUUCUUCGCCGAGUUGAGCCUCAACUACACCACCCUCCGGGCCUUGGACAACCCGGCGGACUUGCCGCAAGUCCCCAUAAUACUGGUCUCCCCGACGACGGACUCCUCGCGUGGCCUGUCCCGGCAGGUGACUGCCAUGUCGGUUCUGUCAGACUCGGCCAUCGCUCAUGCGGCUUCCUUCCGUGAUGCGCUGGCCGCCACUUCGGUCUUUCCGAUUCUGAGGGAAUUUUCCUUUGAACAUUUCCAAACGGUGGCCCGCAACCCCGGCGAUGGUGAUGGCGAUGGUGAUGGCGAUGGCGAUGGCGGCGGCGCUGACACUGGCCAUGGCUCCGGGGGGGUUGGAUUGCCCGGGCCCGAGGCAGACCAAAGUCCAAUGGAGCCCUACGCACCGACUUGGGAUGACCGGUACUCGGUGUUCACCCCCUUGCCGACCUAUUUGCAAACCGGCAUCAACAACAUUCAGUACUCCCGGCGCAUGGGGUCGGAUAUGUUGCCCUUCGGUCGGCGUUUGCGGCUGGAGGACGCCCGACAGACGCUCGGCAAUAACCGCAAUGUCUUCCGGUCGCGACUUCGAACCCCGAUCAACCCCCUCGGCGUGUCGGCACGUUUCAUCGAUCCCACCACUUUCCACCACUUUUACGGCUUGCGGUAGGCCACCCAGAAAUGCACAUACCCACCCAGA
Messenger RNA from Fonticula alba, 1504 nucleotides. RefSeq lists its product as hypothetical. NCBI's taxonomy places the organism in Eukaryota, Rotosphaerida, Fonticulaceae. The transcript has 2 exons. The coding region runs from base 197 to 1474 and encodes 425 amino acids. The record is from RefSeq and is a predicted model, not a curated record.